Molecule: messenger RNA, 1372 nt
Organism: Arachis stenosperma
Lineage: Eukaryota; Viridiplantae; Streptophyta; Magnoliopsida; Fabales; Fabaceae
Product: protein STRICTOSIDINE SYNTHASE-LIKE 13
Exons: 4
Coding region: 34-1260 (408 amino acids)
Biological process (GO): biosynthetic process
Molecular function (GO): strictosidine synthase activity
Source: RefSeq, a predicted model, not a curated record
GUGAAGAGAAACCUCAAUACAAACGUUCCAUGAAUGGAGAAGAGAAACCUACUCAUCAAAGAUGAACCCUUUAUCCAACACCCUUUUAUUGUUUCUCUUGUUCUGAUUGUGGGAUUUGUUGUGAUGGACCCUUUUCAUCUGGGUCCAUUGGGGAAUCAUGAGUUCAGACCCGUGAAGCAUGACAUUGCACCAUAUCAUCAAGUCAUGAAAAAUUGGCCUAGGGACAACUUAAGCAGGCUAGGACUUUAUGGCAAAUCAGAAUUUAAGGACCAAGUCUAUGGACCUGAAUCACUCGAAUUCGACAACUUGGGUCGCGGUCCUUACACCGGUUUAGCCGAUGGCCGUGUGGUUCGAUGGAUGGGAGAGGAACUUGGUUGGGAAACAUUUGCAGUUGUCACCUCCAAUUGGACGGAGAAGAUUUGCUUGAGAGGGAAUGAUUCAACAACUGCGAAGCAGUGGAAGCAUGAGAAAACGUGUGGGCGUCCACUUGGUCUAAGAUUUGACAAAGGGAGUGGAGAUCUAUAUAUAGCUGAUGCAUAUUAUGGUCUUCUUGUGGUUGGACCAAAUGGUGGACUUGCUACACCUUUGGCAACUCAUGUUGAUGGAGAGCCUAUUCUCUUUGCUAAUGAUCUUGACAUUCAUAACAAUGGUUCCAUCUUCUUCACUGACACCAGCAAAAGAUACAACAGAGUUGCGCACUUCUUUAUAUUGUUGGAAGGAGAAGCUACUGGUAGGCUUCUGAGAUAUGAUCCUCCAACUAAAACAACUCAUGUUGUCUUGGAUGGCCUUGCUUUUCCUAAUGGUGUGCAAUUCUCUAAAGAUCAAUCUUUCCUCCUUUACACCGAAACCACCAAUUGCAGGCUAAGGAGGCUUUGGAUAGAUGGUCCAAGAAGUGGGAGAGUGGAAGACGUAGCAGACCUGCCAGGUUUCCCAGACAACGUGAGAAUGAACGAGAAAGGGCAGUUUUGGGUGGCAAUAGACUGUUGUCGGACACCGGCACAAGAGGUUCUCAGUCACAACCCAUGGCUCAGGAACAUCUAUUUCCGGUUGCCGGUUAGAAUGAGCUUGCUCGCCAGAGCCAUGGGAAUGAAGAUGUACACCGUCAUCUCGCUUCUCGACGACAAUGGACGCAUCCUCGAAGUUCUUGAGGAUCGAGAAGGUGACGUCAUGAAGCUCGUCAGUGAAGUCAAAGAAGUCAACGGCAAGCUCUGGAUAGGAACGGUCGCCCAUAACCACAUCGCCACCUUACCUUAUCCCUGAAAUGACUCAAUUCUCCUCCACGUAGGAUUUUCCUCAUCGGUAGUAGUCAGCGAACUGCAUGAUCUAUGUGUAACAAUAUUUAUUUAUAAUAAAAUAUUUUGCCGCAUAUUAC